GCGCAUACAGAAACGCACACACGCGCAUACAGAAACACACGCACACAUACACACGGCUAAAGAUGUGAAGAUGGCGGAGCUACAGAUGCUUCUGGAAGAGGAGAUCCCGGCCGGCCGGAGCGCCUUACUGGACAGCUUCACCAACCUGGAGAGGGUUGCGGAGUACUGCGAGAGCAACUAUGUCCAGUCCCCAGAUAAGCACAGGGCGCUGGAGGAGACUAAGAACUACGCUACCCAAAGCCUGGCCUCCGUGGCCUACCUGAUCAACACGCUGGCCAACAACGUGCUGCAGAUGUUGGACAUCCAGGCCUCCCAACUCCGCCGCAUGGAGAGCUCAAUCAACCACAUCUCCCAGACGGUGGACAUCCACAAGGAGAAGGUCGCCCGGCGGGAGAUCGGCAUCCUGACGACCAAUAAGAACACGGCGCGGACGCACAAGAUCAUCGCCCCCGCCAACCCGGAGAGGCCGGUGCGCUACAUCCGCAAGCCCAUCGACUACAACACCCUGGACGACAUGGGUCACGGCGUCAAGUGGUUGUUGAGGUUUAAGGCCAGUGCCCAGAGCGUGAAGGCGGGGGGCCCGCUGCCCCGCACCAACCCCCCCACACAGAAGCCCCCCAGCCCCCCCACCGCCCGCAAGGGCACCCUGGGGCGCCAAUCCCCCUACCGGACCCUCGAGCCGGUCCGCCCCCCCGUUGUCCCUAACGACUACGUCUCGAGUCCGACCCGCACCGGGCCGCCCCCCCUGCAGAGCCCCGCCCGAUCCGUUUCUCAAAGGACCCGCACCUACAGUAGUGGCAGCAGUGGGGGCAGUCACCCCAGCAGCAGCCGCAGCAGCAGCAGAGAGAACAGUGGGAGUGGCAGCGUGGGACUGCCCAUCGCCGUGCCGACGCCGGCCCCACCCACCGCCUUCCCAGGUGUGCCUCAGUUCUACUCGAUGAACCGGCCGCUGCAGACGGUGCAGAGCCCCCCGGUGGGGGGGUCCCUGCCCUACCGCCGGCCCUCCUCUGUCACCGGGCAGCCCGCCCACCACCAGCUCAACGGGGGCCCGCACUACACCCAGGGCCAAGGCCCGCCCCCCCCCCCAGCCAUGCAGAUCACCCCCCAGCUCCCUCUGGUUGGCUUCGUGGCCCGAGUGCAGGAGACCAUCUCGGACGUGCCCCCGCCCCCUCCGCCCGCCGAGGAGCCGGUGUUUGAGGAGCUGGCCCCGCCCCCCCCCCUGCAGGAGGAGUACGAGGAGGAGGAGCUGGACGGGGAGGAGGAGGAGGAGGAGGAGGAGUCGGCCGUGGUGGAGUACAGCGACCCCUACGCCGAGGAAGACCCCCCGUGGGCCCCCCGCACCUACCUGGAGAAAGUGGUGGCCAUCUACGACUAUGCGAGGGACAAGGAGGACGAGUUGUCCUUCAUGGAGGGGGCCAUCAUCUACGUGAUCAAGAAGAACGACGACGGCUGGUACGAGGGCACCAUGGGGGGUACCACCGGCCUGUUCCCCGGGAACUACGUGGAGAGCAUCAUGCACUACGCCGACUAGAGGCCCCGCCCCCACAGGGGGGGAGAGGGGGGGGAGCCCACCAGAGCCCCGCCCCCCCUUCCCGCGCCAGGGGAACAAGUCAGGGACUUUGGUCAGACAGAGCAUGAUCACUCUACUGGGAGGACUGGGAGGAUCUACCCGACUGGGAGCUGGAUUGGGAGCCUGACUGGGGGGGAACUGGACUGGGAGAACUGGGAAGAAAUACCGGACUGGGAGGAAGAAUUUUCCAUUUUUCUUUUUUUGAAGGAGUUCUAAACGACAAACUGACGUUGGCCCGUCGCCACGGCCGCCAUUUUGUUUCUCCGCUCCUCUCCAUAUAUACUCUAACCUGUAAUACAAUAUUCUUUACUCAUUAUUCAGCAUUUGGGAGAUUUAGUUUUACGCGGUUGCGACUUCUCAUUCCGACCUUUGUUCCGAUCUUUCUAAGCUGUAUUUAUUUGGCCUCAGUAGUUGGACGGGGUUGUGGGUUUGAAACCGGGGUUUGUUGUUUUGUCGUUGAUGUUUUUAAUCGUGUUCUCCUCGCAGCCAGCCCUGGAAGGGGCGGGUCUUGCGUUUGACGUCGCCGACCGACCAAGAAGAAAUCCUGAACUUUCUAGAAUUCUGAAUCUGAGAGUUCCGGAACGUGGAACCAAAGGUUCCAAUGUGCCAAAGCCCUCGAAGCUACAGAGUAUAAGCACAGACAAAGUCCUACACUAGACUAAAGUAGACACAUGAAUCUAUAUAUAUGAAAGAUAUAUAAAUGUAUACGAUAUCAAAGUCCCGCUUAGUUAGAAAAACAGAAGUAUUUUUUUACAGGUUGAUUUGGAACGGGUUAUCGUAACUUACUAGUAACCUUUUGACUGACAGGGGGGCGUGACACCACUAGGCUCCGCCCCCUGCUGUUUUUAGGGCGGGACCACCCCCCCCCACACACAGGGAGCCAUCCCAUAAUUCAGCCCGACAGCCACAAAGUCGCUUCCCCCUUCGUGCAAAACAAUAAUAGACGCUUCCGACUUUCGUAGCUCGUAAACGUAAAGUUUGUUGGGAGUUCUCAAACGGAAGGCGAUAAACGAGGCCUCGUUUCCAUGGUGAUAUUAAUUGUGUAAACUGAGAUGUAUUUUUGAAGGGCUUUAACAACUAUUACGGGCCUGGUUUGUAUUUGACUUCUUUUAGUGGGUUUCCAUUCCGUUGCCGGGUGACAGACGCAUGUUUCGAUAUGAAAAAAGCCGAUGUUUCUUUUGUCCCCCGGCCGGCGGUCUUAAAGUCUUAAUAUUUCCGAUGAGUGGUUGUUUUUAUUUUCGGUUCUCGGGACCCGUGCCAUAACCAAGUGCUUGUUCUGUCUGACGCUUGUCUCUUCAUCGCAAUAAAUAUCAGCCCCGUCACGGGAACCGUUUGCAUCGGAAAACAAA
Molecule: messenger RNA, 2919 nt
Organism: Gadus morhua (Atlantic cod)
Lineage: Eukaryota; Metazoa; Chordata; Actinopteri; Gadiformes; Gadidae
Product: abl interactor 2
Exons: 11
Coding region: 71-1531 (486 amino acids)
Biological process (GO): neuron migration
Cellular component (GO): lamellipodium; SCAR complex; actin-based cell projection
Molecular function (GO): SH3 domain binding; signaling adaptor activity
Source: RefSeq, a predicted model, not a curated record